AAGUGAAAGCAGCAUCCACGGCAGAGCCGGGGCCAGAUAACGAGGGGAGCUGCGCUGGGCUUCUCCCAGCCCCGAAGCUCCGGGCACAGAGGAGACGCCAUGCCUUCACAAGAUGACACCCAAAAGGGGGAUGAAAAAGCACAGCUCCUGGCUUCACAGGAGGACACCCAAAAGGGGGAUGGAAAAACACAGCUCCUGGCUGAGGUAUUUCAGAACGAAGGACUGGAGGUUGGAUAUUGGCUCCCCAAACUGUCCGAGAUCCUGGGAGUCCAGUGCACAGAAGCCCUGCAACAUCUGCAAUAUGAAGACUACCUUAAGCUGGAGUGCCAUGUGCGGCACUCCUGGGAGAAAAACGCGCUCCAGAAACUCCUGAAAAUACCAGAGAAGAAAGCAGCUUCUGAGGAGCUGCAGAAGCAGAGACAAGAAGCGGCCAAGCAAGUCCUGAAGGAGCUGACAGAAACACCCAAGAGCCGCAGCCAGAGCCAGGAUGCUGUAAGGCAGAAAGCAGAGGCUCAAUGGCAAGCCAUGGAGAUUUCCAAGGAGUUCCAGCCAGCGCCAAAGAAGCCUUUGGCGGAUGUACUGGAGAGCAACUUGAAGCAGCUGGAGCAGCAGGAGUCAUCAGUGGGCAGGAGGGAGAACAUCCCCGACACAGAGGUGCUGAGGCAGGCAUCAGGGGGACUGGCCCUGCAGGGCAUCUACAGAACCAGCAGAGCUGAAGAUGUGCUGGCAAAGCGAGAGCAGCUCAUCAGGGUUCCUGAGGGAUUCCAGCUAGUCGGUCCAGAGCAAGGAUCGGUGCUUGAGAGGAAGGAGUUCUCCUCCAAUGCAGCAGAAUCCUCUUUCACCAAGUCCAUGGAGCAGCUGGGCUUCACCAUCAGCGCUUCUGCCAAAGCCGAGUUCUGGAGGGUUAAUUUGGGCCUUGGUGUAGAUUACAGCAGGUCCUCACAGUCAGAGGACACCCACCAGUCCAACUCUGAGAAGAGCUACUUUUGCAUCACCAAGUACCAGUACAUCCCUCUGGCCUCCUGCUUCUUCCAAAGGCAUCAGCUUCUCCUCUCAGAUGCAGCCCUGCAAGAGCUGCAACGCAUGGAGCAGCUUUUGAGCUUCACUCGGGAAGAAGACAAGCCCAACCUGCUGGAGAGCUUCUUCCACAGGUUUGGGUCCCACGUCGACCAGGGUCCCCUCCACUUUGGGGGGAUAUUCUGGUGGAAGGCGUCUACAGAAGGAUUCAGAGACGAGCACCGGGAAAAGGUGAAGCGACAAACAUCUGAAGCCCUGAACAGCUUUGUCGGGGCCAGUCUUGGCGGCUUUGGGGCCAGUGGAGGAGGGGCCGCAACUGUUUCCAAAUCCAGCUCAAAGGCCUCUGGCGAGGACCAAGCCAGAGAGAACUCCCACACAGACAUUCAGCUCUAUGUGGUCAACACAGGGGGCCCAUCAGAGACAGAUUCUCUUCCUCAGUGGAAGACGGGGCUUGUGUCUAAUAACUCAACGUGGUGUGUUAUCGACCGAGGCUUCCAGCUGAUCCCGGUGUGGGAUGUCAUCCUGUGCAAUCACAGCAGGGAUUUUCAGUCCGUCUAUAGAAUGAGCAGUGCCCUCAGGGCUGCAUACAAAGCACUGACAAAUCAGAGCGUUGACACCACUGUUAGAGAGGAACUGGCCAGUGCAGUGGAAGAGGCCAGAGAUUUCAUGGAGUUUGUGAAGACCUGGGAGGGGACAGUGGAUGAAAGGAAACUGCUCAUGCUGAUGGAUCUAAAAGAGAAUCUGAAUGCAAAAACCAAGAACCCCAGUGUCUGGAUUGAGGUGUGCCUGUCGGACAAAGCCCUGCAGGAGGUUCUGGUGAACACUGUGAGGAGCUGCCAGGAGUCACCUCCAGAAAACUCCACCUCUAUCAAGGCACUGUUGUGGAGCCUCCUGGAUCCUCAUAUCAGUUCUGUCAAGAACUUCCCCAAGUCUUCCUUCAUUAUGCAAUGGAUCUUCCAGACUGAGCACAGGCUUCCCAAAACUUCCAAAGCCUUUGAGCUUGAACAGCUCAUAGAGACACUGCAGCAAAUGAUGGAGCACAUCCAUGCUGUCACCUACACACCAGGUGUGCCAUCUGCUACUGCCAUUCAGAAAGCAAAGAUAGAAGCCACCUGGAGUACAAUCUGUGCGAUUCAUUCCUCACUCCAGUCUCUCCAGGAAGGGGCUCAGAAGGACAUGCAACUGUUGGUGCUCUUAAUUGCGACCAGCAUGGGGUACCAGGUGGACAGCAACACUUUUCAGCGCCUCCUUGGACAUCAAGAAAUUCAGUACAUGGCACAGGCAAUGCAAGCAGCACAUGAGCAGUAUCUGAAUCUGAAGGAGCAAGAUGCUGAGAGAGCUGAGGCCUCCCUUCUGCUGACAGGUCUGACUGUGACCCCUGAAAGUAAAGAACUGUCCCCAGAGCAGAAGAAGGAGCGUUUAGUUUUCAUGGAAAGGCACAUGAAAGGCUUAUGGUCCACAGGGAUAAAGAAUCUCCUCCAGAAGCACAGGGAAUGCGAAGACUGGGAGAUGCUGGAAUGUGACUUGGACAAAACCAUGUUAAGUGGCAGCAAAUCCAAAGCAAAUCAAGCCACUGCAAACCAAGAGUUCCUCCACUUGCUCAAGCGCCUUGGACUAGAAAGUCACUAUCCAGGAAAAAUGGGAAUGGGAGAUUUCCACAUCAUCUGCAAGACAUCUCUGCAUGACAGACAGCCCAGCAAGGACCAGGAACUGCCAUUUCACUUCCUGCAGAAGCUCUUAACCGUGGAUUAUCGGGUGAGGUACAUGACUUGCAGGGAGGGGAGCAACCCAGGACUUGCCCCUGUGCCAGAAACCACAGAGCAAGAAGCCUCAGACUCCUUUGAAAACUUUGUAAAUGAUUUGGAGGAAGCAGCCCCUGAAGCUGCAAGCAGGGAGGGCCAUGUGCACCCCAUGGACAUCCAGAUGGCAAUUUUCCACUGUGCUGAUGACUUCUUGAGACAGUUCAUUGCAACCAAGCUGGCCUUCUGCCAACUGGCACUGCCUCUGCUGGUGCCCAAGCCAGGCACUGCCCAGAUUGAGUUCCCACUCUGGGCCCUCAGCCAAAUCAAAAGGAGCUGGAAAGAGGCGGAGAAGUCGGGACAGCAGCCCGGAAUGAACAGUUACAAUAACAAACUCAUUCAUCAGGCAGAGACACCCAUCGUGUCCUUCAUCCGCAUUGGCACCUCUGCCUCCUUUUCUAAGUCUCAGCUCCUCAGUGCUCUGCUGAGCAAACAAAGACACGACACCUUUUUCCAUCGCCAUUGCCGAGGCAGCACCAGAGAGCGUUUGCUGAUGGAAGGUGUUGUGGAGAUUGCCUGGUACUGUCCCCAGGGAAGCCCUGAUGACACCUUUGAGUGCUGUGUGGCUUUCUGUAACCUGCGUGGAGAUGCCAGGGAUCACGGAGCACAGCUGCAGUUCUUACAGGAGAUCUCUGCUGUGAACGUGGCUCUCGUAUCCGAGUCUGAGCACAUGAACGACAGAGGAAAAAAACUUCUGCGUGACCUGUCACGGUCGCAAAGGCCUCUGGUUUGUCUUCUCACUGACAAGGAGAAGGUUUCAGCUGGACAAUCCAGCAAAAAUAUAACAAUAGGGAUCAAGAACAGAAAUGAAAGAGUAAUGUUACAUGAGCUGAGCAAAACAAUCGGGAAUCUCCUGAAAGGGUCCAACUCACGUUUCAGUCUGGCUGCCUGCGUGGACAAAGCUCGCCAGCACGGAUUCUUAGUGGAUGAAGAUCAACCCGAUCCGCCACCACUGAUUCUUUGUGUAAAGAUCAACCCGACAGCCAAAGCAAAGGCAAAGGAGCUGGUGACUCUUCUGAAGAAAGAGAAGCUGUCUGAGAUCAACUCCAAGCUCCUACCUCUUCAAGAAAAUCUGUGGUACAAGUGGAGCCAAAGUGAAUCCAAAAAGGCAGAAAUAAGAAGAAAGCAAGUACAGCAAGCUUUCCCCCGCAAUCAGGUGAUGAAGCAAUUUUUUGGCUUUCUCCUGUCACAGCCUGUAGAUACCAAGAAAUACUUCCUGCAGUGGAUGAAGGUCUUUAUGGACGACCUGUCCUCUGGUUGCCUUGAAGAACUGAGGUGAGACCAACACAAGUUACGGUCUGAAAUCCGUACAGGAAAGGAAGACCAGGAAAAACCCAGUGAGUUAAAUGCCCUCUCUGAAGAAAUCAAAGAUUCAUCCAUUGGCCCUGAGCAUCUUUUAAGAGUGGUAGGGCAGAUUUUUGAAGCUAAGGAAGUAAUGAGUUCAGAGCAUGAAAAUGUUGUCAAACUGCCCCAAACUGCAGCAGACCUGAUGGUUUCAGGGUAUUCUGUGGAUCUGAUGAAUAGAGAUGCUUCUGACCUCUCCUUGGUCUGCUGGGUGGGAGCAAUCUUUGACAGCCUAAUUGAGAGGCUGGGGGACAAACGAGUGUUUGUUCUCUCCGUGCUCGGCAUCCAGAGCACAGGGAAGUCAACCCUGCUGAAUGCCAUGUUUGGGCUGCAGUUCAACAUCAGUGCGGGGAGAUGCACCCGGGGAGUGUUUAUGCAGCUCCUCCCACUGGACGAGGAGCUGCAACAGGACAUGGGCUUUGAUUACAUGCUGGUUGUUGACACAAAGGGGCUUUGUGCCCCACUCAUGGCCAGUAAACAGUCCCUGAAUGAUGAUAACAAGCUGGCCACCUUUGUCACUGGCAUCAGCAACAUGACCCUGAUCAACAUCUUUGGGGAAAAUCCCUCAGACAUGCAGGAUGUUCUUCAGAUCACUGUGCAGGCUUUUCUGAGGAUGAAGGAAGUACAUCUUUCCCCAAGCUGCCUCUUUGUCCACCAAAAUGUCAGAGGAGUUACUACCAAGGAACAGAACCUGGGAGGACAAAGACUUUUUCAGGAGAAGCUGGAUGAAAUGACAGUGGCAGCUGCCCAGCAGGAAUCCUGUGACGUCUCCUCCUUCAGCGACAUCAUCCACUUUGAUGUGAACACCCACGUUCACUAUUUAGAUCAC
Molecule: messenger RNA, 4989 nt
Organism: Corapipo altera (White-ruffed manakin)
Lineage: Eukaryota; Metazoa; Chordata; Aves; Passeriformes; Pipridae
Product: interferon-induced very large GTPase 1-like
Molecular function (GO): GTP binding
Source: RefSeq, a predicted model, not a curated record